This is a messenger RNA of Paecilomyces variotii, 2802 nucleotides long. Its product is annotated as putative anthranilate synthase multifunctional protein TrpC. Gene Ontology annotation, molecular function: indole-3-glycerol-phosphate synthase activity; anthranilate synthase activity; phosphoribosylanthranilate isomerase activity. The record is from RefSeq and is a predicted model, not a curated record. NCBI's taxonomy places the organism in Eukaryota, Fungi, Ascomycota, Eurotiomycetes, Eurotiales, Thermoascaceae. The transcript has a single exon. Bases 188 to 2488 code for a protein of 766 amino acids. Gene Ontology annotation, biological process: L-tryptophan biosynthetic process. Gene Ontology annotation, cellular component: cytosol.
AGCUACCCGAACAUCAAGACGGACGGCGAAAGUGAAGCCAUCUGACUCACGUUAUGAUUAUUAUUGCUUCUCCUCUGAAGUGAAGGCAUUUAUAGCCAACUGUCCCUUGCCUUCCUUUUCCCCCAACCCAGUCGGUCCUCCUCUCCGGUGCCUGCAGCUCUACUGCGACAAUUGGAACACCGCGACCAUGCCCGACUCCGGUCUAAUCGACUAUUCACCCCGCCAUCCCACCAAGGCCGCAGAGCUGGACAAUGCGUCCAACCUCAUUUUGAUCGACAACUACGACUCCUUCACCUGGAAUGUAUAUCAGUAUCUGGUCCUAGAAGGCGCGAAAGUCACAGUGUUCCGCAAUGAUCAGAUCACCCUUGAGGAAUUGAUUGCGAAGAAGCCGACUCAGUUGGUGAUUAGCCCUGGUCCCGGACAUCCUGAGAAAGAUGCUGGGAUCAGCAAUGCCGCUAUACAACAUUUUGCGGGGAAGAUCCCCGUGUUCGGUGUCUGCAUGGGCCAGCAGUGUAUCAUCCAGUCUUUCGGAGGCAAGGUCGAUGUUACGGGCGAAAUUCUCCAUGGCAAGACAUCCGUUCUCAAGCACGAUGGUAAGGGCGUCUACGCGGAUCUUCCUCCCUCCAUAGCAGUGACACGAUACCACUCCCUUGCCGGUACCCAUUCGACAGUUCCGGAUUGCUUGCUUGUUUCCUCCUGGAUUGAGCUCGACGAGACUGGCAAGAAGGGGGUCAUACAAGGAAUCAGACACAAAGAAUUCGUCGUGGAAGGCGUGCAGUUCCACCCGGAGAGCAUUCUGACCGAACAUGGCCGAGCAAUGUUUAGAAAUUUCCUUAAGAUGCGUGGAGGCACCUGGGAAGAGAACCAACGCCUGACUGGUCAGCCAGUCCCAGCCAGCUCUGCGCCCAUCAGUGGUUCUACGAAGUCCGACAAGAAGACGUCUAUACUGGAAAAGAUAUAUGCCCAUCGUAGGGCCUCUGUGGCUGCUCAGAAAGAGAUUCCAUCUCAGCGCCCUGAGGAUCUUCAGGCCUCUUAUGACCUUGGUAUCUCGCCUCCACAGAUCUCUUUCCCGGCCCGUCUUCGGCAGUCACCAUUCGGUUUAUCCUUGAUGGCUGAAAUAAAGAGAGCCUCCCCUUCCAAAGGCAUUAUCGCAGCAUCUACCUGCGCCCCAGCUCAAGCGAGGAAAUAUGCCAUGGCGGGCGCUAGUGUCAUCUCUGUUCUCACAGAGCCUGAAUGGUUUAAGGGAAGCAUUGAUGAUCUCCGUGCUGUUCGACAGAGUUUGGAAGGCAUCCCGAACCGACCUGCGGUGCUCCGGAAGGAAUUCGUAUUCGACGAAUAUCAGAUCCUGGAGGCCCGACUGGCUGGCGCUGAUACCGUACUUCUGAUCGUCAAGAUGUUGAGUGUUGAGCUCCUCACCAGAUUGUACCAUUACUCGCGGAGCCUGGGUAUGGAACCGCUUGUCGAGGUCAACACGCCGGAGGAAAUGAAGAUCGCAGUAGACCUUGGAGCGGAGGUGAUUGGGGUCAACAACAGAGAUUUGACCAGUUUCGAAGUUGAUUUGGGCACUACGAGCAGAUUGAUGGAUCAAGUUCCCGAAGCCACCAUUGUUUGUGCUCUCAGCGGGAUCUCGGGCCCGAAGGAUGUGGAGGCUUACAAGAAAGAUGGUGUGAAAGCCAUUCUUGUCGGUGAGGCUCUCAUGCGAGCAAAGGACACUGCAGCCUUUGUUUCUGAGCUUCUUGGUGGAAGCGCCGAGAAGCUCUCAAGCACCACAGAACUCUCUCCGCUCGUAAAGGUGUGCGGUACAAGGUCUCCUGACGCUGCUCGCGCGGCGAUCGAAGCAGGUGCCGAUUUGAUCGGUAUCAUUUUGGUGCAUGGUCGCAAGAGACUUGUAUCCGACGAGGUUGCUGUUCAGAUCUCGGAGGUUGUGAAGUCAACGCCACGCCCUUCGGGGAAUACCAUACAACAAGUACAAACUGCAUCUGUUGAUUACUUCGAGUAUGCAUCGAGCUCUCUACGCCAUCCAAAACGUGCUUUGCUCGUGGGUGUCUUCGCGAACCAGCCCCUGUCUUAUAUCUUAGCCCAACAGCAGAAGUUGGGUCUUGAUGUUGUGCAACUCCACGGGUCUGAGCCCGUGGAGUGGGCAAACCUGAUACCUGUGCCAGUAAUCAGGAAAUUUGAUCUCGGUGAACCUGGGCUAUCUCGCAGAGCUUAUCAUACGCUUCCGCUACUGGAUUCUGGCGCCGGGGGAACGGGAGAGUUGCUUGAUCUCUCUGGUGUGCAAAAGACCUUGGAGGGGGAUGAUGGUCUACGAGUCAUCCUAGCUGGCGGACUCAACGCCGAAAACGUUGCUGAAAUCGUUAAGAAAUUAGGCGAAUCGGCAAAGAAGGUGGUUGGCGUUGAUGUUAGCAGCGGGGUGGAAACGGCAGGCUCCCAAGAUCUAGAUAAGAUCCGUGCCUUUGUCAAAGCAGCAAAGAGUAUCCAGCGAUGAUUGAUCAUGUAAUUUCAUGAUUAUGUGUAUUAUGCUUCUGAAUGGGGCGACACUUCUAUCUGUCGUCCCCCUAUUGGGAACAAUGAGAAUGAAACCCCACUGAGUUAUCUACAUAAUUAGCCCCAGAUCUUUUAGGUUGCAAGCUUUCUUCCUCGCCUCGCAGUAUCAACAUAUCCUUUUGUGUUCUUCUCUCAGGGCUGCUUUAAAAGUAACCGAUCCUGGACUUAGACUUCUCCUGGAUCUAUAAGUUCCCCCAAUCCAAGAUCUUAAAACAGUCUCAUCCUCACUAGCAUGAACAUCUCACUCUGCUCACC